AUGUCAGUCAGAGCAAUCCCAGGAUAUUUUUCUGCUUUUCCAGAAGAAGGUUUCCAAGGAUUGGAUUCCACGAAGUGUGACCAUUUGCAAUUGAUCAACCAUAAAGAUUGGAAAGAAUUAUACGAUAAAAUCCCCAAAGAUACUAGAACCUGCCGCUAUAAGCUGCUGAUCCUUGCCAGGCACGGCCAAGGAUACCACAAUGCUGCCAUACUAAGAUACGGUAUGGAGAAAUGGGAUGCAUAUUGGUCAUUACUUUCGGGUGAUGAACAUGGAGAAUGGCUUGACUCUAAAUUAACACCAGUAGGCAAAGAUCAAGUUGAAAGAACAGGUUCUAAUAUCCUGCUACCGAUGAUAAAACAGCUAGGUAUGCUACCUCAUGUUUUUUUCAGUUCUCCGAUGAGAAGAUGUCUUGAAACAUUUAUUGAGUCUUGGACGCCAGUCUUGAUCGGAAUAGAAAAAGCACCAACUAGAAAGGGAAUUUCCACACGCAUUAUAGAAAAUCUGAGGGAAACCCUGGGCUCACAUACUUGUGAUAAAAGAAUCCCCCACUCCAUGGCAGUUGGCGAAUACCAAGAUUUCUGCACGAAAUCAGGCCACUCCGUGCACUGGCAAUACGUUCAAGACUAUCCAGAAGAGGAUGAGUUGUGGCUAGCUGAUCACCGAGAAACAUUCGCAGAACUAGACAUACGUACAAAAGAUGGGUUAUCUGAGUUAUUUGGCCAACUGUCGAGCGAAGAAAAAUUCAUCUCCCUUACUUGCCAUUCAGGAGUCAUUCAAAGUGUGUUGAGAAACUUGCAGCACCCUCCAAUUUACAACUUGGAAACAGGUAAAGUUGUCGGCGUCGUGGUCGAAGUGCCAAUUGACAUUGCCAAUCAAGGCGAACUUUGA
Messenger RNA from Saccharomyces kudriavzevii IFO 1802, 888 nucleotides. RefSeq names its product putative phosphomutase (gene PMU1). The coding region runs from base 1 to 888 and encodes 295 amino acids. Gene Ontology annotation, molecular function: phosphatase activity. Lineage: Eukaryota; Fungi; Ascomycota; Saccharomycetes; Saccharomycetales; Saccharomycetaceae. The transcript has a single exon. Gene Ontology annotation, cellular component: cytoplasm. The record is from RefSeq and is a predicted model, not a curated record.